Messenger RNA from Aspergillus tanneri, 957 nucleotides. RefSeq lists its product as uncharacterized. Lineage: Eukaryota; Fungi; Ascomycota; Eurotiomycetes; Eurotiales; Aspergillaceae. The transcript has a single exon. The record is from RefSeq and is a predicted model, not a curated record. The coding region runs from base 1 to 957 and encodes 318 amino acids.
AUGACGUCGGCACGAACCAACCUUGGUCCCCUCACGACUACCUUCACCUAUCCCUCGUCAUGUAGCGUCGCCAUCGAGGCCUGCCCUUGGUGCUCUGAGGGUUGGCAAGCUCAGACCUGCAGCAACAAUGCCUUCAACUACCAAGGAGUCCAGGAUAACAUCGACUGCUGGCCGCCCCGGGCCAACCCAUCCAUAUCCACGGGAGUUGCCCUGAAUGGCUGGGGUUUCUACUCGCCUGGAGUCCACUGUCCUGCGGGGAUGGUGUCGGCAUGUUCGGCCACGGGGGGCGUCGAGGGGGGAUUCCAAUUCCAGUUCUCGUUGAAUGAGGGCGAGACGGCCAUAGGUUGUUGUCCGAAGGGAUAUACUUGCGACUAUACCCCGGGUCCUUAUCAGGCGCAAACCUGCCACUCCGUCUACUUUAGUGGUUCGUUUCCGGCCGUGCAAUGCAGUGCCGGUUCCAGCAAUGGCUUCUCUUACCAAAGGGUGCCUGCCACCGUCACAGCCACCACCACCGCCUCCUCCUCCGCCAUGCUGGCCACCUACACCGUCUCCAGUUAUAUCAUCAAGGCCCCUUUGAUCCAGAUCAACCACAUGGCUACGGAUCUACCCACCAGGACCUCCUCAUCCAACUCGUCCCAAGCAGUAACUUCGGCUUCUACUUCCUCGUCCGCAGCUACAACGGAGAUCUCCGUGGCCAACCCAGCCUCGAGCCUCUCCGUCGGUGCCAAAGUGGGAAUUGGUGUAGGCGCAGGGGUCGCAGGGUUGGCGCUGAUUGCGCUACUUGCUUGGUUGUGGGUUUUGCGAAGACGCAGGCAUGGGGUGAAGACCGCUCCAUCGCAAUAUUACAGUCUCGCUCACAAAGCACGGGGCAAUUCAUUCAAGAGCGAACUCCCGGCGGACAGAGAUCGACCAGAGAUGUGUGGAUCAGUCGGGCGCAGAGUCGCGGAACUCGAAUAG